Messenger RNA from Haliotis rufescens (red abalone), 2943 nucleotides. RefSeq names its product phospholipase A and acyltransferase 3-like. Lineage: Eukaryota; Metazoa; Mollusca; Gastropoda; Lepetellida; Haliotidae. The coding region runs from base 51 to 587 and encodes 178 amino acids. Gene Ontology annotation, biological process: N-acylphosphatidylethanolamine metabolic process. Gene Ontology annotation, cellular component: cytoplasm. The record is from RefSeq and is a predicted model, not a curated record. Gene Ontology annotation, molecular function: glycerophospholipid phospholipase A1 activity; A2-type glycerophospholipase activity. The transcript has 4 exons.
AAAUCACUUUUGGAGACUUCAACAACUGCAUAGUUAAAGAGUAAAGAGAAAUGUCGUCCCUUGAGGUCCAGCGCCACAACCAGACAGUACUUGAAAGCUUGGAACCAGGCGAUCAGGUGGAAUUCAUUCGAGGAGUGUACUCGCACUGGGCAGUAUACGUUGGUGACAAUGAAGUCGUGCACUUGUCUGGAGACGAUGGUGCAAGGGGAAGUGAUAUGGGUCACACAUUCACAAUAAGUGGAGUAGAGUUUGGCAAAGCAACUGUUCGCAGAGAUAAUUUCUGGGAUGUUGUUGGUGACAGCGAGGUGCACAAAAACAACUCAAAGGACGAGAAACUGGAACACUUCAAACCAUCUGAGAUAGUAAGAAGAGCACUGUCCAAAAUUGGAGAGGUUGGGUACAACUUGAUCUUUAAGAACUGUGAACACUUUGCCUCAUGGUGCCGGUACAACAAAGAGCAAAGUGAUCAGGCUGAUGAUUUGCUCACUGGCCUAGCUGUGGGAGGGGCCCUUGUGGCGGCAUUUGGAAUUGCUGCCUGGCUCGAAAGUGGUCAAAAGAAAGACAGAGAAAAACGAUCAGAGUAUUGAUAUGUUUAAUAUCCACAAAGACGUUGUUAUGAGUGAAACAGAACAUACCAAUUGGCAAAACUGUAGAAUGUUGUGGCGAAUGCGCCAUUUUUGCUCAUAUAUAGGUAGCGACCUGCAGCGUGCUACAUCAUUCGUGACCAACUCCAACCAUUCCGAGUCUCGAUUUAGUUUUGGCUAUAAACACAUGAACUGCGUGAAACAGGAACGAUAACUCUUAUUUUAUAGUAGUGAUAUGUAGGCGCUACAACAGUUUCUAAAUAUAUAUGAAGAAUAUUGUGUGACUAUUGUAAUAUCCAAACGCGAUUGGAAAUCCGAGUUAGACAUUGUAAGACCUAAUUGUAAGAGGCGACUUUGUGGAUCGGGUGGUCAGGCUCGGUGACUUAGUUGAUUGCGUGUCAGUGUACCCCGAUAGUGUGGAACGUUGCUAACAAUAUUAAUUAUCUGCUUUGUCUACAAAAAUCUCAAAUAUUUUCAGGUCGCCGUUAUAUAUGUUGAACAACAAAGAAAUGUUAUAUUAAGUUUGUUGAAAUGUAAUGUGUAAAAAAACAAACGCUUACAAUCUUAUCAACGAAUGCAAGGAAUGUAACCUUUGUGUUAACCAUAGUAUUUGACCCUGCUUCGCGAUGUUGCAGCUGAUAAAGCUGAUAGCUUAUUGCACAGUGGGACCCGGCACAGUGGGACCCGGCACAGUGGCGUUAAACAACAAACCAAAAAAAAUAUAAACAAUUGCACAAUGGUUAUUUGCACGUACAAGAAAUUAUAUCAGAUAAAGGGUAAAGUAAUUUCUGAAGCCACGAUUGUUACUUUAAAUGAUUGUUGAUCAUACUGACCACCAAAUUAACACAGUGUUUGAACAAUCGAUAGAUGUAUAUAAUAUAGGUUUUGUAAGGAUUAUUCUGGGCUUGUGGAUACACUAGUUACUUCUUUUCGGCAGGUCAGCUUUAAUAAUUGUAUUCAAUGUACAUUCCAUUUUAUUACCGAAUUGGCGCAAUAUCCAUGUGACGUCAUGUAUUUUUUUAUUAUUUUAUGCAACAGAUAUUUAUUUCUUCGAGGCCAUUCUCUUUAUUUAAAAUGACACUUGCAGCCUGCUUCAAGAUAUUUUAUGAUAUACCUUUAUUUAUUUUUUUGGGUUAUUUUUUGUGAAUUUUCAAUUUUAUUGUAGAAAACACAAACAGGUCACGAUCGUUUCUCUGACUGAACUCAGGUUGAGGUAUAGUGAGUGAGUGAGUUGAGUUUAACGCCACUUUUAACUGUAUUCCAGUUAUAUCGCGGCGUGUCAGCUUUCAUGUGGGAUGAAAGCCCGAAGUGAUGCAGGUCUCGGACGUUUACCACUUCGGUGAAACCCACGAGCACGGGUAUGGUGCUGACAAACCUAGAAACAUAAUCAGGUUGAGGUAUAGAUAUCAUGGCACACGAAAAGGUGUAUGAAAUGUGAAAACAAUGUGAUGGUCAUAAUUGUCAUAAUUGUACCUGACUGAAAGUUAUGAGAUUUUUUUGUCGUUGCCUACUUGUCCGUCGUAUAUAUAUUAUCCUCAUAAUCCACUGGACGAUAAAUUUGGGUAUAAUAAGAAUGGCAAACUAUGUGACAUACAUGCGUCCAGCUACUGUCGGUGAGAUUAAUACUCCAGACACUCCAGGCGUGACAGAUAUAACUCAGUCUAGCACAGAAAGGGUUAAUCAGGAUAACGGUAACAAACUGCGUCCAAGGGUAAAACAGGACAGGAGAUAGGGAUGUGGCCAGGGACCGUCAGAUUGCAGUGACAACCAGAAUGAACAAUCAUUAUUAUUCUGGAAUGAAAACGGGUUAUUGUCAAAGAUAGCGAACAGUGACUUUUUAUUUAUAAGUUUGAUGUUGUGGGACUGUAUGAAACAUGGACUAGAAACUUUGAUCUCUCUCUGUUUUUUAGUGUGUAUGUACAUUUUACUGUUGAUGCUGUUAGAACAGCGACACACGGCAGGCUCUUAAGUGGUAUUUCCCUGUUAGUUAGAGAACCAAUUAUCCAUUAUGUGAAAAAAAUUCUCCAAAUUGUGUAUCUGUGUUACCUGAUAAACAUUUUCGUAACAUAAAAAAGGAUGCACUUUAAGGAUCUGUCUAUAUAAAUCCGGAAAAUUCAUCAUUGUAUAAAAACAGUGAUUCAUUGUGGAAUGUUAGGAGAUUGUAUAUACCUCCCAAAUACUACUUAAAAUGUUAAAAAUCUUGCAACGUUUGUAUAUAAAUCAAUGCAGCAAAGACAAUCAUUUGGGUGAACAAUCAAUGCACCAAUGUAUAUAUGCUGUCACUCUCUCAAGCAAUGAUGUAACUGUAGAAUUGGCCUAUGACCUCCACUAUUUCAUGAAUAAAGAUUGAUUGAUUGAC